CUGCUAAGUGCAGCAUCUAGUGGUGAUUUGGAUUGUCUGAAAUACGCACUCAAGAAUGGAUUUCCAUGGACGAUGGAUGGAAAGAGUGGAUGGAAAGAGGCAUCUAGUGGUGAUUUGGAUUGUCUGAAAUAUGCACAUAAUAAUGGAUUU
This is a messenger RNA of Adelges cooleyi (spruce gall adelgid), 150 nucleotides long. RefSeq lists its product as uncharacterized. Lineage: Eukaryota; Metazoa; Arthropoda; Insecta; Hemiptera; Adelgidae. The record is from RefSeq and is a predicted model, not a curated record. The transcript has 4 exons. The annotation marks the transcript as partial.